UUAAAAGAAGAAAUAAAAAUUGAAUUGUUUUUGUUUUACAUUAUAAUUCAAAAAUUUGUAUUUUAUAAUUAUUUACAUGUAGGAUAAUUGUUAAGUUUUUGGAACUAAAAUCUGGCUUAAAUAAGUAACUUAUAGUACCAAUCAAAGUGUUUAAAUACAAUACAAUAAAUUUUAUAAAAUAAAAAGGAAAUAAAUGUAAAUAGAUUUCAUUUCAAAACUUUACAAUGGAACUGCAAGACAUCUACUACAAUAAAUUUGAAUAUGUUGAAACUGCAUCAGGGAAUAAAGUAAGCCGUCAGACUGUUUUGUGUGGAUCUCAAAAUAUAGUAUUACAUGGUAAAGUAAUUGUACAAAGUGAUGCUAUUAUCAGAGGAGAUUUGGCAAGUGUUAAAACAGGUCGGUUCUGCAUUAUCAGCAAAGGAUCAGUAAUACGACCACCUUUUAAAAAGUUCAGCAAAGGAGUUGCAUUCUUCCCCUUACAAAUGGGAGACCAUGUGUAUAUUGGUGAAAACACAGUUGUAAAUGCAGCUGUUGUUGGCUCUUAUGUGUAUAUUGGAAAAAAUGUUGUCAUAGGUAGAAGAUGUGUGCUUAAAGAUUGUUGCAUAAUAGAGGACAAUUCAGUGUUGGCAGCUGAAACCGUUGUUCCCUCAUUUGCAAGGUAUUCGGGAAGUCCAGCAAGAUUAGUAACAACAUUACCUGAAGCAAUGCCAGACUUAAUGACCGAAUUUACUAAAAGUUAUUAUCAACAUUUCUUACCAACUGCUGCUGUUAAAUAAUUAUAUUUUCGCCUUUAUAAAAAAAUAUAUAUAAUAUACAGUCUCAUUUAUUUAAAUGGAUCAUUUUACAUAAUAUGCA
Messenger RNA from Leptidea sinapis, 855 nucleotides. It is a transcript of the gene DCTN5-p25, whose product is annotated as dynactin subunit 5. The record is from RefSeq and is a predicted model, not a curated record. Bases 225 to 776 code for a protein of 183 amino acids. NCBI's taxonomy places the organism in Eukaryota, Metazoa, Arthropoda, Insecta, Lepidoptera, Pieridae. The transcript has 4 exons.